Messenger RNA from Sclerotinia sclerotiorum 1980 UF-70, 4182 nucleotides. RefSeq lists its product as hypothetical. Gene Ontology annotation, biological process: chromatin remodeling. The record is from RefSeq and is a predicted model, not a curated record. Gene Ontology annotation, cellular component: nucleus. The coding region runs from base 1 to 4182 and encodes 1393 amino acids. Gene Ontology annotation, molecular function: histone H3K9 demethylase activity; histone H3K36 demethylase activity. NCBI's taxonomy places the organism in Eukaryota, Fungi, Ascomycota, Leotiomycetes, Helotiales, Sclerotiniaceae. The transcript has 4 exons.
AUGUCGACUGCUACCGACCAGGUAGUUGUGUCCGGCGAAGGUGAGCAAUCUGCGAUUUCGCAGGAUCUUGCUUCGCCACCGGAAAGCAACAAUACAAUCAGAACCGAUCCAUCAAGCGACUCAGAAUUAUCCGACGUUGACCUCUCAGCAGAUGAUGCCAUUGAACCAGAGCAUUGGGAGGAUGAUGGCAGAGUUCCUGUUUUUAUGCCAACCAUGGCUCAAUUCAAGGACUUUAAUCUCUUCAUGGAUAAAGUCAACAAAUAUGGUAUGAAAUCUGGGAUUGUUAAGGUCAUUCCUCCACCCGAAUGGAAAGCUGCCCUUCCACCGCUCGACGAUGCUAUUAAAACGAUUAGAGUAAAGGAUCCGAUUAAGCAAGAUAUCAUGGGUCAGAGCGGAACAUACCGACAAGCUAAUAUUCUCCACCAACGUUCUUACAAUCUUCCACAAUGGCGACAGUUGUGCGAUCAGAGUGAACAUCAACCUCCUGCCAAGAGAGGUGAGAGGAGAGCCAAUAUCGAAAAAGCUAAAGUUGCGACAAGAGCCAAAGCUCCUUCGACAUCAGGAGCUGUUGGUGGGAAGAGGAAGCCAGGGAGACCGUCUAGGCUUAAGACAAAUGCUACAGUCGAUUCAGAAGACGGGACUCCAGAUCGUUUACCAACUCCAAUAUCUCCGAAAACCGAAGGCGAUGCGUCGUCUGUCAAGCAAGAAGGAGAUGAGGAUGAUAUACCUAUUAAACCAAGGGGGGGACGGCAACCCAAAGCCAUAUCUGUUUCUUCCCGUCGUAAGAAUAAUCGUCGCGAAACAGGAGUGGUGGAUGAAGCUGCGUUUGAGAACUUCAAGUAUGAGCUAGAGGGCGAAGAUUACUCGGCAGAGAGAUGUGAAGAAUUGGAACGACACUAUUGGCGUACUCUCACAUUUGCUCCACCCCUCUACGGAGCAGAUAUGAUGGGUUCACUUUUUGAUGAUAGAACGACCGAGUGGAAUCUUGGAAAGCUGCCUAACAUCCUUGAUCAUUUGGGUGGUCAAAUUCCUGGUGUCAACACUGCGUAUCUUUACUUGGGUAUGUGGAAAGCUACUUUUGCCUGGCAUUUGGAGGACGUCGAUCUUUACAGUAUCAAUUAUCUUCACUUUGGUGCACCGAAGCAAUGGUACAGUAUUUCUCAAGGAGAUGCACGACGAUUUGAGGCUGCGAUGAAAAAUAUAUGGCCAGCGGAUGCAAAAGCUUGCAGCGAAUUUCUUCGUCACAAAACAUUUUUGAUAUCACCUCAGCACUUAUUGUCGAACUAUAAUAUCAAAGUCAACAAGAUCGUUCACCGGCCAGGCGAAUUCGUCAUUACUUUCCCAUACGGAUAUCACUCUGGAUACAAUCUCGGUUACAAUUGCGCUGAAGCUGUCAACUUUGGCUUACCAUCAUGGAUUGAAUAUGGAAAGGUGGCCAAGAAAUGCGAUUGCGAUCAAGCUCAGGACAGCGUUUGGAUCAACGUUCGAGAUCUAGAACGUAAGAUGAAUGGCGAAGAGACUGAAUAUGAAACCGACUUCGAUGAGGAGGAAGAGGAAGAAGAUGACGAAAAUGAACCGACGGAUCUUCCGACACCCCCUGAUAGCAGUGGUGACGCAAAGGUCAAGACUAAAGCCCAACGCAAGCGUAAGCGCGUCAAGAGUGAAUCAGACGACCAGCAAAAUGUGAAGAGAAUUCGUAUGCGCAUCAAAGCGCCAGCUCACGAACCAUGUGUCCUCUGUCCCAACGACAUUCCUUCCGAACCUCUACUUUCGACGGAGGAUGGCAAACAGGCACAUCGUAUGUGUGCUCAGUACAUUCCAGAAACAAUCAUUGAAGAAAUGGAGAAGAAGGAAGUUGUUACGGGCAUUAAGGAGAUUUCCAAAGCUCGAUUUGACCUCAAGUGCAACUAUUGCCGUUCGAAGAAAGGUGCAUGUUUCCAAUGCUCGAAGAAGAAGUGUACAAGAGCAUAUCAUGCGACAUGUGCAGCAGCAGCUGGCGUGUUUGUUGAGCAGGGCGAGAUUCCAGUGUUUGGUGAGGAUGGCACUGAGUAUAAAGAGUGGGGCAUUGAAUUUAGUUGUCGCUUCCAUCGCGUUAAACGGGACAAGAAGCUUGACAGCGAGUCUCUCGAGGAAGAUGUUCGUAUUCGCAAUGGUGCAAAGGAGCUAAAGGUCAACGAAGUCUGUCAAAUGCAAUUUUACAAAGGGGAUAUCUUUGCAGGUACUAUCAUUGAGAACCGGGAAGAUGAGGAGACAGUGCUCGUUGAUAUCCUGCCACAUGGUGAUCGUGUUGAAGUCGAAUAUAAGUGGAUUCUUAUUCCCGACCAAUCAUUCUUCACUCUUGCUAAACCAUCCGAGAAGGCAAUCCCCAUGCCGAAAUCUCGUAUUGAAGCAGCGUCACUCAAUACGACAAAGCGUCAAGUCGAUGACAUUCCAAGACCUGAGGAUGUAUUUGUCAAGGGCUUUACAUGGGCAGAAUUUAACACGGCGAGUAUUGCACGCAAUGCAGCACAGGUCAAAUUAGAUUUGAGCAAAGAGAACCAAGUUUGGUAUUAUCUUGGAAAGAACUCUACAGAGGCCAGAGCACAGUUUACGGAGAAUUUGAGGCUCCAAAGACACAAUCCUAAGGGUCAUUUCCUUGACACAAUUCCCAAGGCAGUUGCGCCUGCGCCACGUCUAUCAUAUGCAGCUUCAUAUCCUACGCCCUCGAAUAAAAGUUCUUCGAGCGUCACAAAGAUGCCGACCAGUAAUCCUCCAUACACUGGCCCCAUCGCCCAGGCAAUACAAAACACGAGUACUAGCAAAAAUUUUAGCCAAUCAGCGCCAUCUACGGCAGCUCCCCCAUCCUCGGUCGCAAGGCUAGAGAAGCCAUAUGUGUACAAGCCUCGUAAACCUGGAGAUGAUUAUCACAGUGGCUUGAUUGAUGCACAAUCAUACCAAUCUCAGCAGGCUUUCUUGCGACAAUCAGCGGCUUCCAGGCCUGCCCAAGUACCUGCGGGCGGCCUCAGGUUUGGUAGUGAUCCCAGGUUCCAGAAUAACCCGGGUUCUUCUGCAGCUCCUUCUGCAGCUUCUUCUGCGACUCCUUCUGCGGUCGCAGCUCCAAAAGCUAGUUAUACUCCACAAGCUAGUUACGCCCCUCCACCCGCCAACUAUGCUCCACAAGUCAAUUAUGCCCCACAAGUCAAAUAUGCUCCCCCGCGCCAGCCUUAUCAAGCAGCUACACAACGUCAAACACAAGUAACUGCGAGUCCUCUGGCUCCACCGAAUACGAACUACCGAGCACCUCAGUCAGCAUCGAAAGGAAAUAAUCCUUUUAGCAGCAGGGCGUCUGCUCCUAAGGUAGGAAACGUGUUUGCGAAGUAUCUCUACUUGCAAAUUGAGCAUAAUCGCUCGCCCAUGGAAUAUAAAAGCCCCUACAGAGAAGGUGGAGGAUUCAUGAAUGGUUAUCAAGGCAACUGGACCGAGCAUCUAAAGAAGACUUUAUUUGCAAAACCAGGUUCGAGCACAGCUCCAUCCCCACCUUCAGUUUCUUCCUACGCUGGCGGUGGCGUCGGCAACAAAUUAUCCUACUCUAGUCCAGCCUAUGGUGGUACCACAUCCUAUAACUCCAAAUCUACUCGCAGUCCCUAUUCCUCCAAUGGGUCGCAAUCAUAUUCUUCGGCAGUAUCAUCUGGAAGAUCAAGCUAUGCUUCACCUUCCAUCCCCAGAAAACAGCAGACUCCCACACAACAGGCUCCGCCGAAGCCUUUCGAUACCAAUCAAUGGGAAAGAAAGGACCAUUCGCCCUUGCACCCAGCAAUUCGAAAGGAAUACAGUUCGAUGUUCCAUAAACAUCAUGUACCACAGCCACGGGAUCAUCAACAACAAACUCACCAGCAGCAGGGUCAGCAGCAAAAUCACAAAAGUCAUUAUUCUACUCAAUAUCAAAAUCCUUUACACCGUCCAUAUGGGAGCCAAAGUUCUGGACAAAAUGGAUACGUGUCCCAAACGUCGCAAACAACGGAGUCCGACCAAGUUCAGAAAUCCCAACAAUCUCAACCACCACAAUCUCAAUCUCAACCCCAACCGGCACAGCAGGCUACUCAUAAUUCAUUAUCACAGCCUCAACUAGCUGUAAAUGCUACUUCGACGACUCCUCUUACCCAGCCAGAUCCCAGUCAGCAAUCACACGGCCAAGUAGGAUGA